GCAAAUAAAUAUAUUUUCAAAUAAAUUAAUGUUUUUAUUGAAACUUGUUUAACGAAAUAUAAUGUUACACUAGGUACUAUAAUAUUGUGGAUACUAUUUAGCCAGUUGUGCUAAUUUAAUCGCCAAUAAGACUUUAUAUAGUUAUAUUUUUAUUUUAGUUUAUUGUGUUUAAUCAUGUCUACCGAUUUUGAAAAGCUAGUAAAAGAUCAUCUCCGAAUGCGACUGAUGGAAUCCGGUUGGACUGCGCAACUCAACGAAAUGAUAAAAAAUUCUGUUAAAGCGCGACUAGCUGCUGGGCAAGUCUUAAGCACAAUUAAAUUUGAACAACUUUACAAAGAUGUGGCUAUCGAAGCUCGAGACUCUCUUUCGUCAGACAUGGAAUUAGAAUUGCAUACAAAAAUGAAUGAAUAUUUAUCAUUGAAUCUCGAGGAUAAUGACGAUGAAGAAACUAAUUGUAAUAAUGGUAACAAUAGAAAUAAUUACUUUGAUGACGAUGACAGUUCGUCCUCUUCUUACGGACCCGAAGAAUUAAUUAGACUUUAUAGUGAAUCGUGUUAACAAAUCUAAUAUAUUCAGCAAUACUUGUAAAAUUUGUCUUUUAUAUUUAAGUUUUAUAUAAUUUGAUAUUAUGUAAUCUCAUUAAUUAACUUUGUAAAUAGAGUCCAACAUUACAUUAUUAAUAAAUGAUAAUUAUGUACCUAUU
Messenger RNA from Adelges cooleyi (spruce gall adelgid), 703 nucleotides. RefSeq lists its product as uncharacterized. Gene Ontology annotation, molecular function: transcription coactivator activity. Gene Ontology annotation, cellular component: nuclear pore; SAGA complex. Bases 175 to 558 code for a protein of 127 amino acids. Gene Ontology annotation, biological process: positive regulation of DNA-templated transcription; mRNA export from nucleus. Lineage: Eukaryota; Metazoa; Arthropoda; Insecta; Hemiptera; Adelgidae. The record is from RefSeq and is a predicted model, not a curated record. The transcript has 3 exons.